UAUCGGAAACUUCCCCACCUUGUUUCACGUUUUUCAAAGAUACUCUGAAUAGUUACGUUAAAUUUUAUGGUGAAAUCGUCCACUUUCCAACUACCUUGCAGGACAGCAGAAUGUGCUGAGGCGAAAGCUCUGAUCCAUAACACUUUUUAAAAAUACACUUCACAAACUUCUCAAGGGCACGAUGACCUUUGUCCAGCUCACCACGCCACCUCAAGCUGGCCAUCCGCGCCGGUCACUUUCAAAACUUUCUGGACUCCGUCGCGUUCCGUAGAGGCGUGAUGACGUCUUGCACACUACGUUGCUGGUUUCCCUGGUGACGGUUGCCGAGGCAGCGGAUGCAGGCGUCCUGAAGAGGAGACCCGGCCCUGCGCUCCUAGGUCCUAGGAAGGAAAAGCAGCGAGACCCCUUGUUUAUUUGAUUUGCUGUUUAGCAUGCAUGUAAAUUUUUUGCUGAAAUCCAGAUGUGAUACAUGAAAUAAAAGGAACUGAGGUAGACAAGCCUUUAGUGUGAGGACUUACAUUGCUUAUGGUCUCUCCACGUUGCCCAGCCUGGCCUCGAACUUAAGAUCAUCCUUCCUCAGCUACCUAAGUAGCUGGGAUUGCAGGCGUGUGGUAUUGCACAGGGCUGAAGACUCCUUCAAUGCAGACCACAGCUUGUGUUCUUAACUUCAGUUCCCUCCUGUGCAGGAAGCCCACUGGAGGGUGGUCAGGUGUGGGAGGCAGGGAGGCGUCUUGGUCCUGAAUGGAUGGAUCUCUGUCUGUGAGUGAACUGAGGUGGGCACUGCUCCAGGCGCCAGGCUCUGUGACCUGGGUUCCUUCGAAGGCAGCCCUUGCGGAGGAGAAGAGCUCUGAGUAUUUCAGAACGAUGACUGUUCCCUUCCCGCUGCGAGAGCCUGGCGGGCUCAUGGAGGUGACACCCAUGAAGGUGUGAAGGCCCCUGGAACUAAGCACUGAGAGCCUCUGGAAACUCACCUGUCACAGCCCGAGCUCUGGCCCUGAGACGCACUGGCGGCAGCUCUGCCCCGGUGGGCUGUGAGUCUCUGUCCUUACUGUCUCUGUAGGCCCCAGGCAGCAGCUGGCCUGCCCGAUUCCCUGCUGUCUGUAAUAAAACUGAUUUUCAGUGACUUUCCGCACGUGAGGAGAAGGUGACAACUUCUAAGCCCACUGCCCCUUGGGCGCACCACCAGGAAGUUCUGGUCAGCCUUAACUUUUGAGCCUGUGUGUACCUCACCUUCUACUGAAGUCCAGAGUGAGCGACGAGACCUGGCCGUGCUCCUGAGCGCAGAAACUCUGAGGGCUCUCUGAGGGACGUGCUUCUCAGGGCCUCUGUGACAGUGACUGUGGGCAGCCUGUCUACAGGUCCAGGGACUGGUUACGAGGGGCAGUUGUUUGAAGGAGGCCAGAUUCCUCUUCACUGUUCUGGAAUAUCUACUGACUGCCUGUUGUGUGCUGUGGCACAACCAUGAGCGAAACGGAAGAAUGUGUGUCCUUCAUGGCUUCCACGCAGUGGAGAAGACACCGUCAGCGGCAAAGUGUGCUGCAAGUCAGGUGGUGACACAGGCGGCCACAAGCCCACUGGUGCUGUCACUCACACCCAGGAUGUCUUCUGUCUUCGGUAAACCCCCUCGGCCACGCCCAGAACCGUGCCAGCCGGGUAGCCAGCGCCUCUUCCUCCAGCGGACACACAGUUAACACACGGAGGGGUACCAUCCCGCCUGGGUGCUAGCAGGGCUCCCUGGCUGUGUGUUGGGCGGAGCCUGGGCUGGGGUGGGGCGGGCGCAGACAGCCACAGACUGAGUCUGCUCAGGCUCUUCGUCCCAGUGGCUGGGGGGGGUGAGGCGUGCUCAGAGGGCAAGUGUCCCUCAGGUGUGGCGAGGUUUGCUGAAGGACCACGUGUGCACACAGUGUGGGCGUGGACAGACACUGCCGCCCUGUUCAGGCCGCAGGACUUCCCACGUGCUGCGUCUGCCCCUGAGUGUUCUGGCUGGUGGCUCCUGCUUGUGCCCCAGUUGCAGCUCAUGUCCUGGGGGUGCAGCCUGGCCUCAGCACCACGCCUUUCCCUGGAGCCCACAGUCGGUGCUUGGUGCUGACUUGUGUGGUCUCCCUGGGCAGCUUCUGUCUCCCUGCCCAACUGUGAGCUCCAUGUGUGUUUGGAGCCUGUAAAGCCUGCCCCGCAACUCCUGACUCCUGAUCUGCAUGAGUGAGUACACCCCGGAGCCACCUCCGCUGCCUGCUUUCUUUAUUCACCCUCGCAGGAGCAGGAGCAUUAAGUCCACACCCCGGGUGCGCUACCUGGACUCAUUCCUCAGAGGCUCCAGUUGGACACACUGCACCUGCUCCCGGGAGGUGGAGAGGCAGGCCCUCCGCUCACUCUUCCGCUUCCUCGAGACACCAGUGGCAGCAGUCCCCACAGAGCUGGCUGUCUUUGUCACAGCCCCUUCCAGACCCCAGGAGGAUCGAGAUGGACGCAGAGGAAGCCUCACAGGACACCGUGCGGCUGCAGUUCAAGGCGAUGCAGGAGCUGCAGCACCGCAGGCUACAGAAGCAGAUGGAGGCGAAGAGGGAAAAGAGCCUGCAGCUCCAGAGCCACGCUGGUGGCCAGGAAGGGCCCUCGGGGGUCUCUGACGGCCUCGGCCUCCUUCUCUCAGGGGAGCAGGACUUGAAGAGUGUCUUCCAGCAGAGAGUGCUCGAAGACGAGGUCCAGCAGCUGCGGGACGAGCUCAGGGAGACCGUGGACGAGAAUGGGCGCUUGUACAAGCUGCUGAAGGAGAGGGACUUUGAAAUCAAACACCUCAAGAAGAAAAUUGAAGAGGACAGACUGGCCUUCACAGGCACAGCUGGCCCGGCAGGAGACCUGGUGGCCUCCAGAGUCGUGGAGCUGUCCAAAAGGAACCGAGUGCUGGCGGCUGAGUCAGAGGCUGCGCGAGCCAGGGUGAAACAGCUGAGCAGCUGCGUGCAGCAGCUGGAGCUGGAGCUGCAGACGGCCCUGGCCAGGCUGCCAGCCAAGGGGGCCACAGACACAGGAGCCAAGCCACCGAGGUCCCGGAUGGGAGACGGCACCCUGCAGCCGGAGACCCCUGAGGUAAAGGCCCUGCAGGACCGUCUGGCGGCCACGAACCUGAAGAUGAGCAACCUGCGUGACCAGGUCCAGGCUGUGAAACAGGAGCUCCGAGCAGCCCAGAAGGUCCUGGCCAGCGAGGUUGGGGAAGACGUGAGUGUGCAGCAGCUUCUGUCCUCGCCUGGGACCUGGAGGGGACGUGCCCAGCAGAUCCUUGUGCUGCAGAGCAAGGUCCGGGAGCUUGAGAAGCAGUUGGGACAGUCCCGGAGCAGGUCUGCGGGGACAGCCAGUGACGAGCUGUCUGUCCACCCAGACCCCAGGAAGCUGUCGCCACAGGAGAGGAACCUGCAGAGGAUCCACAGCCUGAAAAGGGAGAGGCAGGAAGGCUGGGAGAAGCUCGCAGGUGAGCGAGACGCCCUCCAGGGAGAGCUGGAGGGGCUGAAGAGAAAGUUCGAGGGUGCACGCUCCCGCAACAAGGUCCUGUCCAAUGAGGUGAAGACCCUCCGGGGCCAGAUGGGGACGCUGGCAGAGAAGGGCAGGCACGACGAUGAGCUCAUCGACGCCCUCAUGGAGCAGCUGAAGCAGCUGCAGGAGACCCUGAGCAGCCUCAGCCUGCAGGAGGAGAAGGCACGUGCAUCCCAGCGCCACCAGGACCAGGAGGCCCACAGUGAAGCCCAGCGGAACAGCAGCCUGGUGGCCCAGCUUCAGGCCGUGGUGGCCGAGCGGGAGGCCAAGGUGCGGCAGCUGGAGCUGGAGGUCAGGCAGCUCAGCGGGCAGUAUCUCCGGGACAAAGGCCCUGGUGAGGGGUCCUGCAGGCCCAAGGUCAACCCCACUCACCCCAGGCUCUCAGACGACCAGGACGUGGCCCAGUCCCCAGGCUCCGCAGGUGACCACACCAGCCGACUGGGGUCCUCUCGUGCCGUGAGCAGCCUGGGCCACACGCUGGUGGAGUCGGUGCUCACAAGGCCUUCCCUGCCCAGCCCCCACGGGACCACACCCAGCUUCCCAGACUCCAUGGAGCAGAAAGGCUGGCGGGCUCAGGUGACCGAGAUCAAGGCACUGUGGCAGGCCACCGAGGUGGAGCGGGACCGGCUGAGCGAAUUUGUCACCGUGCUGCAGAAAAGGGUGGAGGACAGCAGCACCAGGCUCCUGGAGGCCGAGAGGGAGCUGCGGGCAGUGCGUCAGCGCUCGGUGGUGCUGGAGCAGCGGCUGGAGAAAGCGCAGCUGGGGCCUGGCCGGACUGCGGCCAGAGGCCGAUCCUGUCUGCCUGCAUCCAGCACUAGGAACAACCUGACGGCAAGUGAGAAGAAGGCCCCAUCCUCUGCCCAGCUGUCCAACGUGCCGGUGGAGUCCCGGGUGGAGGAGCUGACUGCCAGGCUGGCCGUGCAGACGGAGGAGAAUGAGCUGCUGCGGGCAGCGCUGGGCAGCGCCCUGCGGGGCAAGGAGGAGGACUUCCACGUGUACCACGAGACCCUGGCCCAGGUGAAGGGUGUCUUCCUGCAGGCCCUGCGGCAGCAGAGGGCCAACGGGCACUAGCAGGGUGGCCUGGUGUCUGCAGCCUCCCAGAAGCCACCAGAGCCCCUGGAUGACCAAACCCAGCCUUGGCCUGGCAGACAGAGGGGCCUCUGGGCCUUUGGGCACAUCUGCCAACGCUUGGGGACAUCAAGCCAGCUGCAGAGCAGACGAGUCCCCCGAGCUGGGUCCCUGGGCCUCUGGCCCCCCAGUGCCAUCUCAGCUACCACCCCACCCAGACCCAGGGCCCUGGCUCCCCACUUUCUGUGGCUGGGACUCAUAAUAGU
Messenger RNA from Fukomys damarensis (Damara mole-rat), 4856 nucleotides. RefSeq names its product coiled-coil domain containing 13 (gene Ccdc13). Gene Ontology annotation, cellular component: centriolar satellite. The transcript has 19 exons. Lineage: Eukaryota; Metazoa; Chordata; Mammalia; Rodentia; Bathyergidae. The record is from RefSeq and is a predicted model, not a curated record. Gene Ontology annotation, biological process: non-motile cilium assembly; cytoplasmic microtubule organization. Bases 2461 to 4593 code for a protein of 710 amino acids.